Chelonia mydas (Green sea turtle) is the source of this 1459-nucleotide messenger RNA. It is a transcript of the gene ELP6, whose product is annotated as elongator acetyltransferase complex subunit 6. The record is from RefSeq and is a predicted model, not a curated record. Gene Ontology annotation, cellular component: elongator holoenzyme complex. The transcript has 6 exons. NCBI's taxonomy places the organism in Eukaryota, Metazoa, Chordata, Testudines, Cheloniidae. Gene Ontology annotation, biological process: tRNA wobble uridine modification. The coding region runs from base 217 to 1074 and encodes 285 amino acids.
AAGGGGGGCGUUGAGCCUGCGGGGCGCUAGCUGCCUCGAGGGGUCCCUGUGCGGGCUUGGUGGUGGCUCUGCCUCCUUCCCCAGGGCCCCUGGCCAGACAGACGGACGACCCCCAGCUCCGCCUCCCCUUGGGGCUGCAGGUCCCAGGGGUUCCCAGACUUUCCCCCCUGAGGCCCACCCGUGCAGCUGCAAUAGGCUCUGUGGCCCACUGGGAGCAUGCAAUGGGCGUGCUGGGACCAGGGCCGGCGAGAGGCUGAAGGGGCCAGGCAGGUGCCACAGCCAGCCCCCGCCGACACCCUCUGCCUCAGUAGCCCCCCGAGUGCCUCCUGGCAGCCCUGCCCCCGUCGCCCACCCAGCACCCUAGCACGCCUCACAGGCACCCGCUGCCCAGGAACGAGGGGAAGCUCACAUUGCUGCGUGACACCAAGACAGAUGGCAGCUUCCUGGUGCACCACUUCCUCUCCUUUUAUCUCAAAGGGAGUCAGUCUGACUGCAGCAAAAGAGCGGGGACAGCUUGUGUUCUUGGAAGGCCUGAAAUCCUGCUUUGACGUCUUGUUUGGUGAGGAGCAGCGUGUGGGGCAGCCCAAUCCCCUUCAGUUUAUAAGCGAAGAUGGCUCCAACCUGAAAACCAUGUAUGAGUUUGUCCGGACAUCCCUGAUGGCCUCUGGUAGCGAUUCCUGGAAAUGCCCCGUGUUGCUGGUGGAUGAUCUCAGCGUUCUGCUCAGCCUGGGUGUGAGGCCGGUUGAUGUUUUGGACUUCAUCCAUUACUGCAGAGUUGCAGUGUGUUCCCAGUUACAGGGGAACAUAGUGGUGCUAGUGCACAGCAGUGAUGAUUCAGAAGAUGAGGAGAAUGAACUGGUCGUGAAUUCCCUCUGUCACCAGAGCAACUUGAUCCUUUGGGCAGAGGGGCUGGCUACUGGCUUCUGUAAAGAUGUUCAUGGACAGUUAAAGAUCAUUCAGAAGGGGUCAUCCGAGCUGAAAGCAGAGAGGAAUCUCUUCCGAAUCUACCAGUAUAAAAUUCAGGACAAGAAUGUCACAUUUUUUGCCAGAGGAAUGUCAGUAGCUGUGUUGUGAAUUCCAAGGCACAAUUCAGUGCAGGACUUGAGGCCAAGGGGAAAGUGGUGCUUGAUACCUGGGAAAAAACAGGAGAUGCCAGCAAUACAGCCUGGGUAUUUUUUCAGCAGUUUCCAGGGCUAAUCCAGUAAAUGUGGUGUGAGCAGGAUUUGCAUUGGCACUAAGUAGCAUUUAAAACCCAGUCCUGCAGGGAACUCUGUGCAGGUGGAGGGAUCUGCCUGAGCUGAGCUUAUUGCAGGUUCGGGGCCUAAAUCAGUUCCCCUCCCUUUACUGUCCAGCAGCAUUCCACUGUAAUAUACAAAGGGUUCGAAUUGCAAAGAAGAGCAAAAUGUAAUGAAUUUUAAAUAUAACUAACAAACAGGCAGCUGCCAUCUUGAUAGUCUGA